This is a messenger RNA of Nicotiana tabacum (common tobacco), 1275 nucleotides long. Its product is annotated as scopoletin 8-hydroxylase-like. NCBI's taxonomy places the organism in Eukaryota, Viridiplantae, Streptophyta, Magnoliopsida, Solanales, Solanaceae. The record is from RefSeq and is a predicted model, not a curated record.
AUGGCCCCAAGUUUUGAUGAUGGGAAUUUCUUAUUUGAUUUUGUGGUCCAAAAGGGUAAUGGAGUAAAGGGACUUGUAGACAAUGGCAUUAAAAUUGUACCAGAAAGAUACAUUCAACCACCAAAUGAAAGAAUUGAUAAGAAAAUUAUCAAUUCAAGAAUCCAACAAAAAUAUCAAGAAUUGGUUGCCAUUGAUUUAUCAAAAUUAAAUGGACCUGAAAAUGAUCAAGUGGUUAGAGAUAUCUCAAUUGCUGCUGAAACACUUGGUUUUUUUCAAGUGAUAAAUCAUGGUAUUAAUUUGGAAUUAUUGGAAUUACUUAAAAAUGCAGCACAUAAGUUUUUUUCUCAACCACCUGAAAAAAAGGCUCUUUAUCUUAAAGGAGUUAGUCCAAGUCCUUUAGUAAAAUAUGGGACUAGUUUUGUACCUGAAAUGGAAAUGGCUUUGGAAUGGAAAGAUUAUGUUAGUAUGAUGUAUACUAAUGAUAAUGAAGCACUUUCUCAAUGGCCAAAUGAAUGCAAGGAAGUGGCUCUUGAAUACUUGAAGUCAUCAACAAAAAUGGUGAGGAAACUAUUGGAGAUACUAUUUGGAAACCUUGGAGCAACAUUAGAUGACACAAAAUUUGAAUCAUUAACAGGACUUAAAAUGGUUAACAUGAAUUUUUACCCAACUUGUCCUAGUCCAGAGCUAACAGUUGGAGUUGGACGCCAUUCAGAUAUGGGAACUCUAACUGUUUUACUACAAGAUGGAAUUGGUGGUUUAUAUGUUAAACUUGAAGAAGCUGUAGAAGAAGGAAAAGAUGAGUGGAUAGAAAUUCCUCCUAUUCCUGGUGCUUUGGUUAUCAAUGUUGGAGAUACCAUGCAAAUCUUAAGCAAUGGUAGAUACAAAAGUGCUGAACAUAGAGUUCGUACAACAAGUUCAGAAUCAAGAGUUUCAGUUCCAUUAUUUACUACACCAAAGCCAAGUGAAAAGAUAGGUCCAUUGCCUCAGCUUGUGGAAAUUGAUGGUGUCGCUCAUUACAAAGAAGUCUUGUUUGGUGAUUACAUGCAAAACUUUUUUGGAAAAGCUCAUGAAGGAAAGAAAUCUCUUGAUUUUGCUAAGAAUAAUUCUGCUUAACUUGCAUGUUUCUUGGGUUCAAAAAACGAAAAUAAAAAAAAAUAAAAAAGAAAAAAGAAAAAUGAAUAAUUGUUGUUGUACAAUAGACCGUUGUAACCCGGCCCUUCUCCCGACCCUGUGCAUAGCAGGAGCUUAGUGCACCAGGCUGCCUUUUGUAAUUGU